UCAGCACUCAGACUCGCCGUGUCUGCUAUUGGUCGGUGGGAGCGAGUGUUAUUACCGCCGCUCCUUCUCUGCCAUGUUUCAACAUGCGCCUUUUGCCGAUAAGUUCAUUUCUGCAAGCUGCAAGUGAAGCAGUCGAUACUAGUCGAGCCAUGAGUGUUGUCAAAGCGCUAUUAUUUUUGCUGGGGCUAACGAUGGCUGAAGGGUUAAAGUGCUCCAGCUACCGUUGCGCAUCAGGCAGUCCGUGCAACAACGCCACAGAGACGACGUGCAACACAGGCAUGGGAGAGGACCGCUGUGUCUCUUACAAGUUCAUCGAGAGGGGAUUGGUUCAAGAGUUUCGAGGCUGUUUCAGGGCUUAUCAGUGCGCACCCCACGUGUUUUGUGACGGAAGGAACAGUUCGGGGACCGUGACCGAGUGCAUGAUGGGAUGCUGUGACACAGACAGGUGCAAUACCGGACCCUACCCCGAACUGCCUUUUAGGCCCACCGGACCCACUGGUUCUGACUUGAGUUGCUAUUCAUGCCCUCGAGGCAGCAAGUGCGACAACGUCACGGUGCAGCGGUGUGGAGUCGACCCCUUGGUGUCCGUAACUCAGGACCGAUGCUUGUCUAUGUCCAUCAAGAGACUUGUGAACGGAACGGAGGAGUCUUUAGGGUGGAAAACCUGCGGGGUCUCCACCUAUUGCGGACAGACCGGAUGUGACGCCAUCAAGACCUUGAUUUCAGGCGUGACAGACUGUACGUCUUAUUGUUGCUUCGGGAAUCUUUGUAAUGCCGGCUGGGGACUGUUGACAACUGCUGCGUCUACUUUGAAGGUCAACCCAAAUAGGAGUUCGACCGUUGGUGUCUUCACUCCUCUUUUCCUCGCUUUAGUGAUAAUUCCGAAUUUGUUAUCAUCAUAGCCACGGCGUUGAUCUGGUCACUAGAAGUCCGAGACUCGAGAAAGAGGUCUGUGAACACUAGGAACGUAAGAAAGAGACGAAUUGAGAAAAAAAAGAUGUCGCGUGAUGCCUUCAGAGGAGAUUUUAAGCGGGCCACCCUUAUACUUUUUAUUAUUCAAAAUCAUGUUUUUAUUUCUUUCAUGAAAUGAAUCUAAUCUAAUCUAAUCCUACGCGUACUUAUGUCUUAAUAAAACAUUCGUAUGGUGGAGUUGAACUCAAGUUUUAGUAACCUAUAAAGGAUGUUGGAAUUGAGAGCGGAAAAUAUCAAGAUACCAUGUUCUUCCACAUUCCAUACAACCAGCAAACUAAGUGUUGUUUUGAGGAGAGGAGAAGCUUUUUUUAGUAUUGGCCUGCCUUUUACGUUUAUGUUUGUAGGCUUUUUGUUAUAAUUUUGUUAUUUUUUUGUUCUUUAUCGUAUUUUAAAAUCUUUUUUCUUUCUGUGGGCUCUAUUGGUAUUUUAGCAUCUCUGUUUUACCAAAUAUGUUUCUAUCCUUUGUUUCAAAUGUCAGCUUUCAGAUGUCCGCUUAUAAUUAUUAUAUGCUAUAUAUAUUUUUUAUUCAUAAAUUCGUAAAUGACGACAAACACGAAAAUAAACAAUCACCAGUUUUACAUUAUAACUGAUGAAGUAACGUGUCACCAUUUAUUUGUGCUGUUGAAUAAAAUCACUACUUUGUGGUCUA
Molecule: messenger RNA, 1621 nt
Organism: Nematostella vectensis (starlet sea anemone)
Lineage: Eukaryota; Metazoa; Cnidaria; Anthozoa; Actiniaria; Edwardsiidae
Exons: 4
Coding region: 84-902 (272 amino acids)
Source: RefSeq, a predicted model, not a curated record